UCUGUCCUUCUCCCACCUCCCAGCGCCUCCGCCAUGCCCCAGGUUCUGCUCUUCCUCCCUCUCCUCAUCCUCAGCCAUGCCAUGGCUGCGUCCAUCAUCAGCCCCGGGCUGGCUGGUGGUGACCGGGCGCUGCUGGCGGAGCUGGCGGGGCUGGCAGAGCCCAUCCCGCCGCGGCCACCGGGGCUACCGUGCCAAAGCCUUCAUCCUCAUCACCUCCCCGGCUUCUCCCGGCUGCCAGCGCUGCCCCGCGGGCUGGCCCGUGCUGCCCUGACCUUGGCACUGCUCAAAGCCGGCUGUGCCCCCCAGGCUGAGGCCGAGACGCUGGAGCUGGCACGGGAUGUGGGCACCGCCACGGCCGCGGCGCUGCUGCGGGGGCUGGCGCGGGUACCGGGCACCCCAACCCCGCGGCCGCUGGCGCUGCUGCUGCUCCGGCUGGCGCUGAGCCCGGGGGGCUCUGCCUGUGCGGAUCCCCCCGUGCCAGGCACGGAGCCGCCUCUGAGCCGGGACAGCGCGGAGCCCACGCCAGCCCCGAGCCGGGAAAACCGGGAAUUGCCGCGGGUCCAACCGUGCGGCGGCGCCGUGCGGCGGCACCGGCGGGAGGAUGAGGAUGCCUGCAGCCCGGCGGGGGAACGGGAAGCGCACCGGGUGCUGGACUGGGUACCGGGAGUCAGCAUCUUCUACAACCUCGGCACCAGCGUCUACUUCGCCUUCCAGGGCUGUGAAGCCACGGCGUCCACUCGAGCGCUGGAAGCCGCCGAGGAUUUGGGUUAUGCCGGGCUGGCGGCGCUCACCGGCGGUUUGGGGGGUCCGGUGGCCAUGGGGGUGCAGCUGGGGCUGCAGCCGGGCCUCAAGGCCGGUGUGAGGGCGCUCAUCGGGUAUUUCACCUCGGCCGGGGAGCCCUCGCCGGUGCCCACCGCGCACAGCGGCGCCGUGGUCAUCGUCUGAAUGAAUAAAGGGCACG
This is a messenger RNA of Agelaius phoeniceus (red-winged blackbird), 961 nucleotides long. RefSeq names its product apolipoprotein F (gene APOF). Gene Ontology annotation, biological process: cholesterol metabolic process. The record is from RefSeq and is a predicted model, not a curated record. NCBI's taxonomy places the organism in Eukaryota, Metazoa, Chordata, Aves, Passeriformes, Icteridae.